AUUAAUGUUAGUUAAGUACAGAAAAAAUGAGGACAAUAAAAAAUGUAGAAGUGUGCGUAAAUUCGACAAAAUGUUUAUUCAAGUGUGGAAGCAAAACGCGAAAGGUAAUAAAUUGAAGCAACGUCCCAAAUUGAAACAACCGCAACAUUUCCAUCCGCAAAUUUUAAAUCCCAACUAUCGACAAGAUGUUAUGCAGAGACUGCGACUAGCCAUAGUGGACACGUUUUGGGAAUACACGCAAACCACCAAAGUUAGUGGGAUAUGGCUGCUGCGACGGAAUAAAACGCAUGGUAUUUCUAGGUGGAUUUGGUCAACUGUGCUCCUCAGCCUGCUGCUGCUGGGCGUUUACUUAUCCCUGCAAUUGUGGUUGAAAUUCUACUCAUACCCAAUUUUGAAUACAAUUUCAAGUGAUCUGGCUAUAACCGAUGUGGCAUUUCCGGGUAUUACCAUAUGCAGUCCCAAAGUGGUCAACCGUGAGCGAGUGCAGCGUUAUAUAAAAACAUUAAAUAUUCCUGAUAAUAUCGAUCUACAAAAGGUCGCUGUCGGUUUCGAAUAUAUAAAUGCCUUCACCGAUCAAAACUGGAAAACUCCGGGGAAAAAUAGCUUCAAAUAUGCCGACGAGGUGCUUCGUCUCAACAAUAAAACUAUUUACGAGGCGGCCAAAGCAGUCAGUGGUAACUGUAAUGACUUUGUUAAACGUUGUUAUUGGGGCAUCACUGAGUUUCCAUGUCGUCAGCGCCACGAAUAUCUUUCAUUUAUAUCAACAACAUCUUUUCUAGGGCCAUGUUGCUCGUUCAAUUAUAAUCCGAAAAACCUCUCAUACGUUCCAUUUUCGGCAAACAUUUUCGGGAUAGAUGGAGGCUUAACUAUUGUGGGCGCAGAGGGCUCCGAACGCAAUCUCUCAACUGGUCUAAUCGUGCUGGUACACCAUCCUAUGGACUAUGUUACAGAAGUCACAUCCUCAGUAACCAUUACAUCGAACUCGGAAAGUUUUGUGGAAAUUUCACCAACUGUGCAAAGCUCCUCACCUGAGGUAUUGGAAUUAUCGCAAGGAAAACGUGAUUGCUUAAUUUCAGACGAUCUCGAGCUACAUAAUUAUCGUCAGGCGGCAUGCUUGCUCGCUUGCCGAACAGAAGCUUUAAUGAAGUUGUGCAACUGUGUGCCCUAUCACAUGCCCAAUUCACUGGUCGAUUUUCGCGAAUGCAAAUUAAACGACAGCGCUUGUUAUUCGCAAAAUUAUGAUUCAUUUAAAAGCGUGAAAUGCGAAAGUUGCCUACCAAACUGCUAUGACGUUACAUAUUCAAGUUCAGCCUACAAAGCUGAUUUAAAACUGCACAACUGCUCGGUGAGCACACAUUAUUCGACCAUUGACGCAUACGACACAUUCAUCGUUCGCGCCUACCUGACCAAACAGACCGUCCCAGCCAUACGCAAAGUGGUCGUCAUGUCGUGGAUCGGUUUAUUAUCGGAUUUAGGCGGGGUAUUCAAUUUGUGCCUGGGGAUUAGUAUGGUAUCCCUAAUAGAAUUUAGUUACUAUUGUACACAUCGUUUAUACGUGAAUUACAAAACCCAUUGCGUACUCCUUCAAUCACUAAAUCAUUCGCAGAGCAAAAAAUAAUAUGUGACUUUAUGUGGAAUAGAAGGAAAGGGAGAAACUUUAUUUAGGUACUGUUUUGAAAUGUCGUCUGUUUCUUUUAAUUUAAUCUUCAUAU
Molecule: messenger RNA, 1712 nt
Organism: Anastrepha obliqua
Lineage: Eukaryota; Metazoa; Arthropoda; Insecta; Diptera; Tephritidae
Gene: ppk6
Product: sodium channel protein Nach
Exons: 7
Coding region: 5-1618 (537 amino acids)
Biological process (GO): sodium ion transmembrane transport
Cellular component (GO): membrane
Molecular function (GO): ligand-gated sodium channel activity
Source: RefSeq, a predicted model, not a curated record